AUGUCGGGACCUCAGUGCUGUGAGAACGCACCAAAACCCAGCUCAAGCUGUGGAGCAGGGCAUGUGGAAGAAUUUGGAGGCCUCAAAUCUUACGUUUCUGGCCCUUCUGAUUCCAAACUUGCUGUUAUUCUCGUGUCUGACAUUUUUGGUUAUGAACCUCCAAACUUAAGGAAGCUUGCAGACAAAGUUGCAGCUGCUGGAUUUUUUGUAGUGGUCCCUGACUUCUUCCACGGAGAUCCCUAUGCCCCUGAAAUUGCCGAGAGGCUUUUGCGAGGGUGGAUACAAGAUCAUGGACCGGAUCAAGGGUUUGAAGAUACAAAGCCAGUCAUCGAAGCUCUGAAAAGCAAGGGAGUAACUAAGAUCGGAGCUGCAGGCUUUUGUUGGGGAGCCAAGGUGGUUGUGGAACUGGCAAAGUAUGCUUAUAUCGAUGCUGCAGUGAUGUUACAUCCUUCAUUUGUCACUUUAGAUGACAUACAUGGGGUGAAGGUUCCAAUCUCAGUACUGGGAGCUGAAAUCGACCAGACAUCUCCACCGGAGCUCUUGAAGCUGUUUGAGGUGGCCCUAAAUGCCAAGCCUGAGGUUGAUGGCUUUGUGAAGAUAUUUCCGGGGGUUGCACAUGGUUGGACUGUCAGGUACAAGGAUGGAGAUGAAGUGGCUGUAAAGUGUGCCGAGGAGGCACACUGCGACAUGUUGGAUUGGUUUGCUAAGUAUCUAAAGUAA
Molecule: messenger RNA, 720 nt
Organism: Ilex paraguariensis (yerba mate)
Lineage: Eukaryota; Viridiplantae; Streptophyta; Magnoliopsida; Aquifoliales; Aquifoliaceae
Source: the annotation of a GenBank genome assembly